GAGAGGAAUUAGAGGAAAAGAAAAGGACAGGAUUUAUUCUCUCGCACAAAAGCACGCACAGUCUAAGGAUUGCCCCAUAAGGCCUAGCAAAGAGAGAGAGCUGGAAUCUCCUGAUGACUGUUCAAGCAGAGGAAGUCCUCCACUUGAUGGAGAGGAGGUUGGAUGCUGCAGGAUUGGUUGCCGUGGUCCCUACUGCUUUUCUCACUCACGUGUGACACAGCAGCCUUCUAUGUUCCUGGGGUCGCACCAAUCAACUUCCACCAGAACGAUCCUGUUGAGAUCAAGGCUGUGAAGCUCACCAGCUCUCGCACCCAGCUACCUUACGAAUACUACUCGCUGCCCUUCUGCCAGCCCAACAAAAUAACCUACAAGGCAGAGAAUCUGGGAGAGGUGCUGAGAGGGGACCGGAUUGUCAACACCCCUUUCCAGGUUCUCAUGAACAGUGAGAAAAAGUGUGAGGUUCUGUGCGGCCAGUCCAACAAGCCAGUGACCCUGACCGUGGAGCAGAGCCGGCUCGUGGCUGAGCGGAUCUCAGAGGACUACUACGUCCACCUCAUUGCGGACAACCUGCCCGUGGCCACCCGGCUGGAGCUCUACUCCAACCGCGAUGGCGACGACAAGAAGAAGGAGAAAGAUGUGCAGUUUGAACACGGCUACCGGCUCGGCUUCACAGACGUCAACAAGAUCUACCUGCACAACCACCUCUCGUUCAUCCUCUACUACCACCGGGAGGACCUGGAAGAGGACCGGGAGCACACGUACCGCGUCGUCCGCUUCGAGGUGAUUCCCCAGAGCAUCAGGCUGGAGGACCUCAAAGCAGACGAGAAGAGCUCAUGCACCCUGCCUGAGGGUACCAACUCCUCGCCCCAAGAAAUUGACCCCACCAAGGAGAAUCAGCUGUACUUCACGUACUCUGUGCACUGGGAGGAAAGUGACAUCAAGUGGGCCUCUCGCUGGGACACUUACCUCACCAUGAGCGACGUGCAGAUCCACUGGUUUUCCAUCAUUAACUCCGUCGUGGUGGUCUUCUUCCUGUCAGGCAUCCUGAGCAUGAUUAUCAUUCGGACCCUGCGGAAGGACAUCGCCAACUAUAAUAAGGAGGAUGACAUUGAAGACACCAUGGAAGAGUCUGGCUGGAAGCUGGUGCACGGUGACGUCUUCAGGCCCCCCCAGUACCCCAUGAUCCUCAGCUCCCUGCUGGGCUCGGGCAUUCAGCUCUUCUGUAUGAUCCUCAUCGUCAUCUUUGUGGCCAUGCUCGGGAUGCUGUCACCCUCCAGCCGGGGAGCACUCAUGACCACAGCCUGCUUCCUCUUCAUGUUCAUGGGGGUGUUUGGUGGAUUUUCAGCUGGCCGUCUGUACCGCACUCUGAAGGGCCAUCGGUGGAAGAAAGGGGCCUUCUGUACAGCAACACUGUAUCCUGGCGUGGUUUUUGGCAUCUGCUUCAUAUUGAAUUGCUUCAUCUGGGGAAAGCACUCGUCAGGAGCGGUGCCCUUUCCCACCAUGGUGGCCCUGCUCUGUAUGUGGUUUGGGAUCUCCCUGCCUCUCGUCUACCUGGGUUACUACUUCGGCUUCCGUAAGCAGCCAUAUGACAACCCCGUGCGCACCAACCAGAUUCCCCGGCAGAUCCCCGAGCAGCGGUGGUACAUGAACCGAUUCGUGGGUAUUCUAAUGGCUGGGAUCCUGCCCUUUGGUGCCAUGUUCAUCGAGCUUUUCUUCAUCUUCAGUGCAAUCUGGGAGAAUCAGUUCUAUUACCUUUUUGGCUUCCUGUUCCUUGUCUUCAUCAUCCUGGUGGUGUCCUGUUCACAGAUCAGCAUUGUCAUGGUGUACUUCCAGCUGUGUGCAGAGGAUUACCGCUGGUGGUGGAGGAAUUUCCUAGUCUCCGGGGGAUCUGCAUUCUAUGUCCUGGUCUAUGCCAUCUUUUACUUUGUUAACAAGCUGGACAUCGUCGAGUUCAUUCCCUCUCUCCUCUACUUUGGCUACACGGCCCUCAUGGUCCUGUCCUUCUGGCUCCUCACGGGCACCAUCGGCUUCUAUGCAGCCUACAUGUUUGUCCGCAAGAUCUACGCUGCUGUGAAGAUAGACUGAUGGGGGUGGACCAUGGUCUGGCCCACUCCAUCCACGGACAGGAAGCCGCCCCGCACAGGGAACUGCAGGCACAUAGAAUAAAACAACUCCUGCUCGUUUGGAAUGUAACUCCUGGCACAGUGUUCUGGAUCCCGGGGCUGCGUGUGGGGCGGGAAGGCCUGUAGAUAAAUCUUGCAUUUUUCUUCAUCAUCUUAUUGCAGUUCUAUGGGGGAUGAGUUUUUUGUGGGUUGUUUUUCUUCAGUGCUAGGGAAGUUCCCUCCAGCAGGAACUCUUGGACCUGUUUAUUCAGGUGUAUUUUUGGUUUGGGGUUUUUCUCCCUAAGUUUUUUUUAACAAAUGGAUCCAGGAUGGAUAAAUCCACCGAGACACUGGGUUCUGGUCACUGUCUCCACCUCAGUUCCUCAGGGCUGUUGGCUAUCCCACGACUAACUGGAAGAGGAAACGCCGGGGCCUAAGGGAGGUUUCUGACCCUCUCAUUGCCCGUCCUCGCCAUUGAUGCCGCGACAAAGCACAGCUCAGCCCGGACUCGCAUCCUCAGUGCCAACCAGCCUCUUCCAGCCCCUUCCCCUCCCUAUUCCUUCCUCCCUAGCCUCCUCCCAGGGGUACUCAAAGCAGGGCUCCCCACCAGGCCUCUGGUCAUCUUGUCACUGGGAGCAAGCCCAGAUCUUGGUUGAGCCAAGGAAAUCCCCCAGAAGUACUGGGCGCCAAGUGCCCCAGGACAGCAGGAAUCGCCCCUGCUCAGAGCAGCCGGAGUUUGCUGGACCAGAGGAGAGACUUGCAAUGAACUGUCUUUCGUGCCAAGAAACCCUGGAUCUGGGGCCAAGUAUUUCCAGAGCCAAACCAAGCAUUCACGCGUCUGUCCGGAUGAGAGUCCUCACCCCUCAGAUUGCUCCUCAGCCCCUUCCUGGGUUGGGGGGCGGGGGGUGCUACUCUUUGCAGUGUGUGCUGGUGGGACACCCUCUCCUCCCCCGCUUCCAGGGCAGGACAAGGCCUGGAGACCUCAGGUCUCCUCUUCAGGUGGCUGAGAAGAGGCAUUCUCUCCCUGACAUCCCCCAGCCUGUGCCCACACAGCUCUUUCAGCCAGACCCUGCCCCUCCACUUCCUGUCUGAGCUCUUGCCUCCUUUGGGGAAACACCCAGAACACUACCUGCAAGAAGGAAAGUGGAAAGUAAGUUGUGUCAUUCCUUCCCCAAGUCCCAGGAAGAAGCAAGGAGCCUAAGUUAGAAAGAGGAGCUGACACGGAUGCCUGGCUUCUUCAUCGGCGCCCCCUCUUCCUAACCUCUGCCCUCCCCCCUGCCUGUCACAGACCUUUGCUCUCAAGUUGCAAGAGACCAAACACACCCUAGGGUCAGGGUUUAAGUAACAGCCACUCACCCUUGCUCCAGCCCCAUUAGGACCCCCACCACAAGACAAAGCUCAGGAUGCUGGCUAAGCUAGGAACAUACCCACCUCACGCCCACCCCCAGAUUCUCCCGGCAGCCCUCACCAGCUCCACCAGUCAAACCAGUGAUCUUCUCAACCUUGCCUCACAGUGACUCCGCAGUACCAAGCGGCGUCCACCAAGCAUCAGGUUGGCGGAAAGGGAACCCGAGCAGUAGAGUAUGAUGAUGGAGUCUUGUUCAUUCACAUCUUGAAUUUUUUUCCCUGAGAGAUUCUCUUUGGGCGGGAGUGGGUAAACAGACUCCUCAUAAAUGGUUCAGACAUCAAUUUUUCUGACUUUUUAAAUCAUCAUCAUUUUUUUUUAAGUAAAAGAUGCCUG
Messenger RNA from Budorcas taxicolor (takin), 3843 nucleotides. It is a transcript of the gene TM9SF4, whose product is annotated as transmembrane 9 superfamily member 4. Gene Ontology annotation, biological process: protein localization to membrane. The transcript has 18 exons. Bases 163 to 2085 code for a protein of 640 amino acids. Gene Ontology annotation, cellular component: membrane. The record is from RefSeq and is a predicted model, not a curated record. NCBI's taxonomy places the organism in Eukaryota, Metazoa, Chordata, Mammalia, Artiodactyla, Bovidae.